Messenger RNA from Nematostella vectensis (starlet sea anemone), 3079 nucleotides. RefSeq lists its product as uncharacterized. Bases 473 to 2539 code for a protein of 688 amino acids. The record is from RefSeq and is a predicted model, not a curated record. The transcript is spliced from 12 exons. Lineage: Eukaryota; Metazoa; Cnidaria; Anthozoa; Actiniaria; Edwardsiidae.
GAUUUUAAAAUGGCAUUAGUGGCGAGCACAAGGAGCCAGAAACUGAAAGCGCUUUCACAUCCUGAUAAAACCCAAAAUUGUAGCAUAUAUAAAUUAUAAAGGUGCUUCAAUGUCGGCAAACAAAUAUUCUAAAGCUAAAACGCCUUGCCGUUUCGAAAUUUUAAGGCGCUUUCAUUUCUUCAGGGGUUUUCUGCUUGAAUGGUUACAGUCAUGUGACGCCUUGUAACAUAACACCUCAUUUGACUUCCGGGCUUCAGGGAUCAAUAAAUCAAUCCAGUUUUUGGUACUACAACUCAUUCAGCCCGCUGCAGUCGACGAGUGCAUAUAUGUAAAGUAUUCCAUGCUAAAAAAAAGCGUAGAAAUAGCUCGGAAAUUAAUAUCUAUUGGUUGGAUAAAGGUAUCGAAAGCAAUUGAAGUUAGUUAAUACAACCCAUUCACACGGUGGACGAUAAUCCAAUAGGUUCCCAAAGUAAUGGGUUGUGCCGUGAGCCGCCUCUGUCUAGCCCAACCCCCAAAGCUACUGGUUGUUGAAGAACCAGUGCUUCAAAAACCAUCUAUCAAACUGUGUGCCCUCGAGAAUGUGUGCAAAACCUUUGCUGAUGUUGGUGACAAAGUGGUUGUCUAUGUGGACUUUGGGUUGUCAUGGAGACCAUGCAGCCUACGAGUGGCCAAUCACCAUGGGAUCAGAAAAAUGGCAGCAUCGGCAGCAUGCUUUGAUGACGAUGAGGAGCAGCGACCAGAUCGCUACAGAUAUGAGAUAAUGGUGGCUGGCCAAAUAACAGAAUUGGAACUUGUUCAUCCCGCGGACCAGAGCAGUAGUAGCUUCAAGGCGUGGCUACGGCUACCUGAUGAUGACUAUGGGGGAUACACAGAGGGCUUGUGUAUUCCUAUUCGACUUCCUUACACGGACCAAGACGGCAAGACAUAUAAGGAAGUGUCUGAGUUUGAUGUAGAGCAAGCAAGCGCUGUGUUGUUCCAGCCAUUGUGGAGUCAACUCAAAAAACAUAACAGAGACAGUAUAGUGUACGAGACCAUGUGUCGUAGUGGAUCAAUACUUAAGGGGGUGGGGUAUGGAAGCAUGGAUCCUCGACAGGGUAUUCCCCAAGGGGGUGUAGAUGAAGAGGAUGCUCAGCACAUUGAAUCAGUUGAUGCCGAGGCUGCACGGGAUGAAGAGCGUCGAAGGCUGCUGGCACCAGUGUCCCCGGCAAAACGCUUUUGGCCUGAUAGUUGGGAGAUGAAAUGCUGGCGCAGUCACUGUGACUGCAUUCUACGUUCUGACAGACCCCUCCCUCGUUUCAUAGCUACAUUCUUUGUGGCCCCCCUGACCAAUGUCACUGGCCUUAGUCUUCACUACCAGCUUUACCUGGUCGAGAUUUUCCAUACAAGGUUCUGGACAAAGCUUGGGCAUUAUUUAUUCAUGCCUCUGGUAGUACUGGCCAUGCUGACUUUCUUUGCACAAUUCCGGUUCCAAGGAUGCUAUACUACUGAUAACAUCUCCGUCCUGGUACCUAACGGAGCUGCAGUCCUGGCCGCCAUCUUUCUUGUGUGGUACAUCAUAUGGGGACUCAUUCAGAAAACGCCUUUUAUGGGAAUCUUUAUGGUGCUUCCUCUCUUCGUAUUGUACUGCCUCGCCAACGUCUGUUUCCAGCUUGCCGUGAAAAAUACACGUCAGAUCCUGGGUAUAAGUUUUCCUCCGGAAGCCUGCUGGAAUAAUACGAAGCUGUACCGAGACUUCUAUUUCUAUAACGGGUUUACGCUUAUUGCAUGGUACUUUAACCCGGUCACAUGGGCGCUGGUGAUGGCAUUUGGUCAGACGAUGUCUCAUCUUUUUGAACCUAAGAUUCCGCCUCGUGUAAGCCAGACGGCACAUUGGAUGAGUAUCCCGGAUAUGCUCAAAGCAUACGGAAUAAAGACUUUCUGGAUACUUUUCUGUCAAGCAAUAUUUGGCACUGUUGAUGAGUUCCUUGCCUCUCCGCGCAUUCUGCCUCUGCUGAUCCUGAGAGUGUGUUAUACGCUUGGCUAUCAGCCUAAGGAAUGGAGAUGUUUUACGAAACUCGUCAAGAAGUGUCAAGAAUAUGGUGACCCAGCGCUAGACUACAUAGGCACCGGGGGGUCCCAGUGGGUCCCAGAGGGUUCUUCAAUCACAGACGACAGGACACGUAUAGGUCAGCUGAAAAAAGAAGUAAAAUCGAUGAAGCACGCACUGUCCGAUUCACAGGAAAAGAUGCUCUCAGACCCACGACAUCUGAAGCGCUUCAAGGAGGAGGGCAAAGUGGAUGCAUUCUUGGAGCAUUACAUUGUGUUACGACAUUACGUGGCACAGUACGAGUUGCAGGUGUAUGCAUAUGGCCCCUUCCGGACAGAGCACGAAGACCAUCAUGCAAUGGCAGACAAUAACAGAAUGCAGAAUGACUUCGGACACAACAGCAGUUUUAUUAACUUCCUACAGCAAGUACGCUUCGGGUUAUGGAGUAUGGAGGAUCAGUUAAUAACACGGCGAGCCACAUGCUGGAGUAAUUGCUGCAGUGUGGAGCCUUAGUAACCUUUAGCCUUAGCAACACUUGACCGUAGUAACACUGAGCCUUAGCAACACUGGACCUUACAAAUGUUGAGCUUGAACAAUGUUGAGCCUGUCAUUUAGAAGUAUGGGAAAACUAAACCUUUACAACAUUGAACCUUAGCAACACUAGGCCUUAGUUACACUGGAUAGGGAACUCCUAUCUAUUUUUAACAUAAUAAUAUAAUUUUUUUAUUUCAAAAUAUAUUGUAAAAUAAAAAAAUAUUUCUGUCAUUUUACAUGUUUUGUAAACUUAUAUCAGAAUCAAUGUCAUCCAUGCGGGUGAAAAAAUCCAUUAAAUAAAUAAAGUACAUAAACAACUAACACAAAUUUGUUUCUGGUUUUAGAAAGAAAAGUACAAAUUCCUAAGAGAUAGAUGUAAUAUUUUGUAGUUUUAGGAAUCAAGCCAAAACAAUUAAAAUUGUGUAUGUUGAGCCUUGUAUGUUGGGCCGAUUAGGCCUAGCAAUGGGUGGAAAGAAGGCCUAUAGAAAAGCUGAAUAAUAAAAGUAUGAGUGAUUAAAA